Messenger RNA from Helianthus annuus (common sunflower), 1380 nucleotides. RefSeq lists its product as uncharacterized. The coding region runs from base 1 to 1380 and encodes 459 amino acids. NCBI's taxonomy places the organism in Eukaryota, Viridiplantae, Streptophyta, Magnoliopsida, Asterales, Asteraceae. The transcript has 2 exons. The record is from RefSeq and is a predicted model, not a curated record.
AUGGCCAACCCUAGGCAAACCGUCCAUCAGCAAGCCACCCAAAAUUUCACCGGCCUCGCCUCACCCAUCACCGUUCCACCCAUAGUUAAUGAAAAUUCAUGGCAAAUUCCAUCUUCUGCCAUGCAGGCCAUCACCAAUAGUAUCCAAUUCCAUGGCCGAGAUGAUGAGGACGCCCCGGCCCACAUUAACCGUUUCUCUAGGAUGCUAGCUACCUUUAGCCUUAGCGGUGCACCCAACGAUGCUACUUACCUACAGCUUUUCCCAUUCUCAUUAGCCGGCCGUGCGGCUACUUGGUUGGACUCUCAACCAACCGGUACCUUUACCACUUGGGCGGGGCUUCGUCAAGCCUUUUUGAACAAGUAUUUCCCGCCCGCUAAAGCCGCACGUCUUAGAGACCAGAUCCACUCCUUUCGCAUGGAGCCCGACGAGCCGUACUACCUUGCUUGGGAGCGUUUCCAAAACCUUUGUGCUCGUUGCUCCCAGCAUGGUCUUUCUGAUUGGGCUUUGUGUGAGAAAUUUUAUAACGGUCUCACCCAAGAGACUCUAGCUGAGUGUAGAGAGCGUUUUGAGGCAUUUGCUCAGUCUCAAUCCCAAGCACGAUCCGAUCAGAGGUAUCAAAGUGGUAAUUCCCACACCACUACUAGUACACCCGCCCGAGGGGUGAACCAUGUCACCGUGGACCCUAGUUUAGGCUCUGUUUUGGAAAACAUCACUCGAGAGCUUAAGGAGAUUAGAGCUAAGGUUGAUAAGUGUGAGUUUUGUCGAGGCGGUCACGACACGAGUGCAUGUCCUUUACUAGUUGGUGAGGAGCAAUGUGAUUAUUUAGGAGGAGGGUUUGGUAGAGGUCAGUCUAGUGGUAAUAAUAAUAAUAAUUUUGGUUCGGGUUGGCGAAAUAAUAAUAAUAAUCUUAAUAAUAAUAACAAUUUUCGCUCAAAUGGACCUCCUGGUUUUCAAAUAGCUCAAAAUCCAAAUAGAGGUCUAGGUUCGCUUUUCAGUGGGGGUUUAAAUGGGCAAGUCAAGGAUGGGGGGUCAAAUAAUCAGGUUCAAACAGGUCAAGGUUCAAGUUUCGAUCUAGGGGGUAGCAUGGAAAGAAUGGAGUCCAUGAUGAGUCAACUGAUUGUUAGGGAUCAAAAUACUCAAAAGAAACUUAGUGAACAUGAUCUUAUGCUCAAGAAUCACCAAGCUGCGGUCCAAGACCUUUCUAGGGUUGUAAGUGAUAUGUCUAGGAAGUUAGAUGAAAGAUUACCCGGUCAGUUUGCAGCCAACACCCAACCUAACCCGAACGCUCAUGUAAAAGCCAUUACCACUCGUAGUGGCAGAACCGUAGGGAACCCGAGCGUAGAAGAGAGAGAGAGGUUGAUGAGGAUGGAGAUAUUGUAG